Molecule: messenger RNA, 1691 nt
Organism: Leptopilina heterotoma
Lineage: Eukaryota; Metazoa; Arthropoda; Insecta; Hymenoptera; Figitidae
Gene: Yif1
Product: protein YIF1B
Exons: 4
Coding region: 152-1228 (358 amino acids)
Biological process (GO): endoplasmic reticulum to Golgi vesicle-mediated transport
Cellular component (GO): endoplasmic reticulum membrane; Golgi membrane; COPII-coated ER to Golgi transport vesicle
Source: RefSeq, a predicted model, not a curated record
UGGGACGGGAUGUGUCAGACAUGGCGACGUGUUAUCCAAAUUGUUUUUGAUAUUUUUAAUUGAAGAAAAUAAUUAAUCAAUUUGUAUUGUUUGUAAAUUUGUAAAUAGAUCAGUGCGUUUGUAAAAUUGGGAAAAUAGGAGGGAAAGCAAAAUGAGUUACAAUCACACAGGACCCCGAAGAGCGAAAAGGAUAUUAGAUCCUUCGUCAGGAUUGACGACACCACCUCCUCAACCUUCAGCGAUGCCACAGAAUCCCUACAUGUAUAAUCAACAGGUGCCUAUAAAUAAUGGAAUGCCGACGGAUUAUGGUUUCAACAUACCAGAGCAAAGUACCCCAUAUGGAUUUACAACACCACCACCUACAAUGCAAAAUCCAAUGCAUAAUCAAAUGCAGAAUCCAGUUCAAAAUCCAAUGCAUAAUCCAAUGCAACAACCUAUGCAGUCGCCUAUGCCGCCUUAUUCGACUCGUGAUCCAAUGAAGGAAGGAUUUCCAACUCCUCAAUUUGCGACACAACUCCUCGCUGAACCAAUGGUCGCAAAUAUUGCGGCACAUUACGGAAAUGCCUUAGUUGGCUCAGGGAAGCAACACAUUGAGAAAUACGUUCCUGUCAGUGCUUUGAGAUAUUAUUUCGCCGUUGAUACGGAUUACGUUCUCAUGAAAUUAACUCUUCUCCUAUUUCCAUUUACGCAUAAAGACUGGUCUGUAAAAUACGAGCAAGAUGGACCGUUGCAGCCACGUUACGAGAGAAAUGCGCCAGAUUUGUACAUUCCUACAAUGGCGUUUUUAACAUACGUUGUACUAUCAGGAUUGGCGUUGGGAACACAAGAGAAAUUCACGCCAGAACAAUUGGGCAUAAUAUCAAGUACAGCAUUGGCUUGGGGUGUUAUAGAGUUAAUUGUUCAUACAAUAACACUUUACAUAAUGAAUUUGGACACGAGUUUACGAACAAUGGAUCUAUUAGCCUAUUGCGGUUAUAAAUACGUCGGAAUAAAUAUCGCACUCGCAGCAUCAUUAAUAUUCCGUAAAUUCGGUUAUUACUGUGUCCUAAUAUACUUUGGUAUUUGCUUAGCCUUCUUUCUCGUGAGAUCAUUAAAAUUAAGAGUCAUCCCGGAAGGACACACGUCCUAUACAGCGACGGGAAAUAAAAGACGACUCUACUUUAUAUUAUGUCUCGCUGGACUUCAACCAUUUUUAAUGUGGUGGCUGUCUUAUCAUCUCAUCUCUUAAAUUCCAAUCGAGUGGAAUAUACAUUUUUUUUUCUUUUGUUCCCGAAAGAAAAUAACUUUUCUCUGGUUUGUUUUCUAGAGAGAAAGAGAGAGAGAGAGAGAGAGAGAGGGAAUUUUGCUGAGGUAAUUCACCUUUGUGCAUUUUUUGUAAUAAAUAAUUAUUGUAAAGUUACGAGUGUACUACUAUGAUUAACAAAGAAAAACUGAUCAAUCACUUUGUUAUGUAGUCUAUUUUUGGUAUGUAAAACGAUCUCAACGAUUUAAAAAAAAGAACUUUUUAUUUUGGUUCAAAUUUUUUUUCGCGAACAUCAAAUAUAAUUGUUUCGUCUUAAUUGCGUCUAAUUAAUUGUGGGACUAAAAUGUGACUGUUUAAAUCAAAAUUUUUUCAAUUUUACUAAAACAAAAAUUUAUGUAAGUCUCUAGCGAUAUGGCAGAAGGAUAAUAAAAUCGUCGGUUUCUAAGAA